This is a messenger RNA of Seminavis robusta, 2317 nucleotides long. Lineage: Eukaryota; Bacillariophyta; Bacillariophyceae; Naviculales; Naviculaceae. The record is from the annotation of a GenBank genome assembly.
UUUCUCGUUGAGUUUUUUCUUCUUUCGAGUGUUACUGGUACAGCCUUCGAUCCUCUCCUCUCCAUCAGCCCACUCAUCACUCACUCACUCCCACACUACUAGCAACUACAGCACUAGCUAGCAGUAUGAAGGUGUUCAAGAAGCUCAGGAAGUCGAUCAGUGGUCAGCGCGAUCGCGUGACUUCGACUUCCACGGCGACUUCGACUGUGAAUGUAAAUCCGUCAGUCCAAGACUUUUUCACGGUCAAGGAUCUCAAGCAAGCGCUCUUAGGCAAAGGUGGCAAAAAGAAGAAGAAGAAGAAGAAGAAGAAGAAGAAGACGUUGUCCAUCAGCACAGCAAGCACCGAAGGCACCGUGGAAUCUGCAACGGACGACUCCCACUGCGCUGAUGAGUCACUAGUAGAACAAGUCCCGGACCACGAUGCUCUGGCGUGGAAACUCUCCAAUCUGGAUGUGGCCAACAGUGAGCCUCAGACCAUGGAAAUGGAAGUCCAGCGUCUCACCGCGUUGCAAUCCUACUUUAUACUCGAUGCUGAAACUUCCGCCGAAUUUGACAGGAUCACCGAAAUGGCCUGCAAAGUGUUCAACGUCCCUGUCGCGUGUGUCACCAUGAUUGAUCUGGGGCGUCUUUGGUUCUUGACCGCAACAGGCAUUCCCAAUGCCAAUGGAAUCGAAGCGCCGCGAAAAGUCGCCAUUUGUGCUCAUGUCGUCAAGACAAAUCUCUCGUGUCUCGUCGUACCGGAUGCCUCCAAGGAUGAGCGCUUUCGAGAUUCGCCACUCGUCGCGGAUCCCAAUGGUCCCGCCAUUAAGUUCUACGCAGGAGUUCCCUUAAAAGUACCGGAAGGAGCCAAGCUUGGAACCUUCUGUAUAAUUGAUCAGAAACCACGGCAUGAACCAUUCACGCAAAACGAUCAGCAAGUAUUGCAGGAUAUGGCCGCUCUGGCCGUUAAUGCUUUGGUGGCUCGUCGCAACAGACUACUCAAACAAGAACAAGAUGCCAAAAUGCUAGAGUUGGCGGAAUCAUACGCCGAAAUGCACAGUUGCCUCUGCAAGGCACAGUCCUGUGUACAACGAUCUUCCUCUGUUGCCAGUAAGUCCAGACGGUCCUCGGGAUUGGGCAGUUUCACUGGCGACAACACCAUUAUUUGGGAAGAGACCAAGAGUACUGACGGUCAUGUACAGGACGAUCAAUAUGUCGAUCACGAUCACCAAGACGAUGACAGCACGUUUCACUCCACUGUCUCGUUUGAGGCACUCGCAGAUGAAAUCAAACUGCAAGCGGACAUUAGUGCCGCAAAUGCCAGAACCAUCGUCAUGGAAGCCACCGAAACAGCGCAAUUCGAAUUCGAAAAUAUGCAAGUCUUGGAAGAUGCCGAUGCGCAGGAGCUACAAAUCGCCAAGAAACGCAUUCCCCCGGCGUAUGUGCGACUCCUUCAACAAAAUCAAAACAACAACAACAACGGAGAAGACAACUUUAGCGUGGGAUCGCGCUCGCUACGAAGCAAGGGAACUGGUAACCAUGCGCACACGAACAAUAAGAAAACUGUGGAUGCUCCUGACAGUAUUCAUGACGCUGUCAAUGCCAUGGACGUGUUCCAAAACCUCAACGAUAUAUGUUCCCGGUUCACACGUCCCGUCCCCAUCUACUUGGAACUGCUGGGAAAUGUACCAGUGACAAUGCACUGUCGUGGUUCCGACUUGCUGAUCUUUCAAGCCACCAUGUCACUCCUGGCCAAUGCGAAUUCUAGAAUACACAAGUGGGAUACCGACGAAGACGAUGGUAUGAUCCACCUCAAACUCAAAACAAUCAACGGUGGAACCACGCUUGUCGUCGAGUGUCAAGACACGGGAUGCUUUGCUGCGGAAUGGGAAGGAUCGAUGGAAUUCCACAAUCCGCGUUCGUUACUGUACCCAGUGCGGAAAAUCAGCAGGUCCCUAGGCGGAGACUGCGGAAUGAGGUUGGGUUGUUUUGCAGAAGAAGACGGAAUGGGAGAUUCCAAGGCUGGACACAUGAGAGCGGAUGCCGAACAAGCGGGAGUCGAGCUACUGGAUGAUGUCGAACACGAGCAACAGUAUUGUAUCUUUUGGUGGAGCAUGCCGUUGGUGAUGAUGGGGGGCGCAGACGAUGGACUGGACGGCUCGGAUAGUUUGAACUCUGCGACAGAAGAGGAGAGGGAGGAGGAGGAAGAGCGCCAGACCAUCUUGAAGGUACACGAAUCCACUGGGAAAAGAAACAAGUAGAGAAGAGUUGAUACCGUACAGCGCACAGUACACAGUACACUAACUUGUGCAAAGAUAUUAAAAUGCACAUAGCUGAG